Messenger RNA from Clonostachys solani, 1332 nucleotides. NCBI's taxonomy places the organism in Eukaryota, Fungi, Ascomycota, Sordariomycetes, Hypocreales, Bionectriaceae. The record is from the annotation of a GenBank genome assembly.
AUGUUUCCUCGACUUACCACUAUCAUAUCUUUGGGAGCACUCCUUGUCCACAAUGUGUCAAGUGAAGCCCUUGAUAUUCCCAGCAGCUUAAUUCAGCGUCCAAAUAUUCAAAUUGGGCCUUACCACACUGGAAAGCCAUUUCCAGUAUCCGCAGCACGCGAUCCAAACAAGCUCUGCCGCGUCAAGGCAGAACGAUGCAAGGAUUCAGCACCCGCCAUCCUCAAGGCUUUCAAAGACUGCAACCAUGGCGGGACGGUGAUUCUGGAUGGAAAUUACACCAUAGCGUCGCCGUUGGACCUGACGUUCCUUGAUAGUAUAGACGUUGCAAUUCUCGGAACAAUCAAAUUUACGGACAAAUGGGAGUAUUGGGUCGAGCACUCUUUCAAAUACGCGUUCCAAGACUCGUCCACGUUCUGGCGCUUUGGAGGGAAAGAUGUCAAUAUAUUUGGCCAUGGUCUCGGGACCAUUGAUGGGAAUGGGCAGAUAUGGUACAACAUGGCCCCUUACAAUAGCACACUUCUCCGGCCCCUCCUAUUGAUGAUCGAUGGCCUUCACGGUGGCUCAAUAACGGGGUUGAAUUUACUUAAUCCGCCAAACUGGUUCUCCUUGUAUCACAACAGUUCAGACCUCUUCAUUUCUGACAUGAAUCUUCUUGCGUUCAGCACCAACUCGACGGUAAGCCCUCGGAACACAGACGGUUUUGAUACGCUUCGCACGUCCAAUGUGAUCAUACAGAACUCGGUUGUUCACAACACAGAUGAUUGUGUUUCAUUCAAGCCGAACAGCUCCUCUAUCGUUGUACAGAACCUCCAGUGCCAUGGCUCACACGGCAUCUCGGUUGGUUCACUCGGUCAAUAUCUGGGCCAGGUCGAUAUUGUUGAAGAUCUUCACAUCUACAAUAUUUCUAUGGCCAAUGCCACAGAUGGCGCUCGUCUCAAGGUCUGGCCAGGCAUUGCUCCCGGCGAGACAAAGACCAAUGUUGGUGGCGGCGGUGGUUAUGUUAAGAAUGUGACCUACGAUCUUUUCCAGAAUAUGAACAAUGACUGGGCAAUUCAGAUUGACCAGUGUUACGGUGUCUCAAACAAGACUCUAUGCCAGGAAUAUCCGUCAAAUAUGACAAUGUCCGAUGUUCUCAUUAAAAACAUGUCCGGGACCACAUCUACGAAGAAUGACCCGAAAGUUGGACAACUCAUCUGCUCGUCUCCAGAAAGGUGUCUUAACUUCCGCGCAACAAACAUUACAGUCCAGCCACCGAGUGGGAAGUCGGCGCAAUGGACAUGCUCAGGAUUCGACACGUCGGGCCUCGAAGGAUUCCAGUGCGUUGGCAUAUAA